This is a messenger RNA of Monomorium pharaonis (pharaoh ant), 2298 nucleotides long. It is a transcript of the gene nclb, whose product is annotated as periodic tryptophan protein 1 homolog. The record is from RefSeq and is a predicted model, not a curated record. The transcript has 11 exons. Gene Ontology annotation, molecular function: protein binding. The coding region runs from base 136 to 1479 and encodes 447 amino acids. Gene Ontology annotation, cellular component: nucleus. Gene Ontology annotation, biological process: rRNA processing. Lineage: Eukaryota; Metazoa; Arthropoda; Insecta; Hymenoptera; Formicidae.
CUCAGACCCACGUGCAUGGCAUGCGUGCUGAGAAUUUAAUCUGAACUGCUUGAAUAACAUUGAGUAAUUAGUAGAAGUUUGGUGGUAGUUUUGAAUAAUAUUGAGCGUUUAAUUUCUAUUUAAUUUUUAAUAAAAAUGGAAGCAAAUGUCAUAGCUUGUACUACGUGGGUGAAAAAAGGAGUCGCCGCUGCCAUUCCGGAAAAAAUUGAAUUAAAACCCGACGAACUCGAAAAGAUUAUAAAAGAGACGCAGGCCACUUUAGAAAAUAAUUCUGAUGAUGAUUCUGAUGAAGAGAUUAAAACCAAGACACAGUAUAAUGUGGAAUGUAAAGAAGAAUUCUCAGUAGCUGGCACUGAUGAAUAUAAUUUUAAAGCCUAUGAUAACGAAUCUGGCAACAUGUAUUGCCAUAUUUCUAGUUUAGCUUCUUUUAACGGAAAGAGUGAAGAUCCUCUUGUAACAAAUGACGACGAAGAUUCAGAUAAAGACGAUGAUAUUAUCAAGCCUGAUGACAAUUUGGUAUUAUUUGGACAUGUCGAGGGAGAUGCUAGUAUCUUGGAAGUAUUUGUGUAUAACGAAAGAGAAGGAUCCUUUUACUGUCAUCAUGAUAUAUUAUUAUCUUCAUUUCCAUUGUGCAUAGAGUGGCUCAAUUAUGAUCCCACUAAUCCAAAGCCAAGCAAUUUAUGUGCUAUCGGUAAUAUGACUCCUAUAAUUGAAGUAUGGGACUUGGAUUUGUUAGACUGCUUAGAACCAGCCUACAAAUUAGGCCAGAAACCUAGUAAAAAGAAGAACCAGAAACGCAUCGGUCACAAAGAUGCAGUUCUAGAUGUGUCAUGGAACCAUAAUUAUACACAUGUUCUUGCUAGCGGCUCAGUCGAUCAGACAGUUUUAUUAUGGGAUUUGGAGAAUGGUAAACCAGUGAAUAAACUAGGUCCGUUCGAUGAAAAAGUGCAAGCACUAAAAUGGCAUCCACAAGAAACCCACCAAUUAUUGAUAGGAUGCGCAGAUAAAUUAGUGAGAAUAAUUGACUGCAUGAAUGAAGUACCUGUUAUAGAAUGGAAGGCGUCGGGAGAAGUGGAAAGAGUGUUAUGGAAUCAUUAUGAUCAAAAUUAUUGUAUUGUCAGUACGGAUAAUGGUUAUAUAGAAUACUUUGAUGUAAGAAAAAGCAAACCAUUAUGGCAAAUUAAAGCUCACGAAAAAGAAGUUACAGGUCUAUCUCUUAGCACAUCCUGCCAAGGCUUGUUAGUCUCUUCUUCGAAUGACGGUGUAAUAAAGACAUGGGAUAUAGGUAAAAAAUCUCCUACGCUUAUAUGGGAACAGAUGAGUAAUCUGGGCGCAAUACAAUGCCUUGCAGCGAAUCCGGAUAAUGGAUUUGUAUUCAUUGUUGGUGGAGAUAAUAAAGAACAUAAUUUCAAAGUGUUGGAUCUUAUGAAAAUACCUACGACUCUUAUUAAUAGUACGAGAGAGAUUUAUGAAACGUGACGCAUCAAAAAAUUCCAUGGAACUUCGGCAAGAGGCGAUGAAUAUUACUGAAAAUAUAGAAAAUAUGGAGAUUGAAGAUCCGGGAUCGUCAGGCACGAGUUAAAAGAAAAAUUAAAGAUUGUAUAUAUAAAAAUUAAUUAAUUAAGAUUGAUUAGAAUUUUAACUCUAGUUUGCUCAUACGGGGUAUGACCUCAUGCGUAAUAAUCAUCUUUGCAAAUUUUUUGCAAUACAAUUUCUUUAAACGAUUCUAAACACUUGAAAAUGAAAUACUUUUUAUUUGUUUUGAUCUUUGAAGUAAAACUUUGAAGUAAAACUCUGAAGUAAAAAAAAAUUUAAAGUAUGCUUCAUUCCAGAGAUAUAGCGCAACAAAGUUCUAUAUGCUUAAGUAUAGAGAAAAAUAACUAAAAAUAGUUGUGGCGAGCUAGGGUUAAUUAAAACACAUUAAAAUAAAAUUUUAUAGCCAUUGUAAAUAAAUAAAAUAACAUCUUUUAUUACGCGUUUUUUAAAUGUGUAAACCUAAUCACAGCAUUGAAAUAAAAAUUGUUAGAGAAUAAAUGUAUUUAUUAAUUUUUAAUUUCUCUCUCUCUCUCUUUCUCAUUAUUAAAACGCCUUCCGUUCUUGUUUCUCAAAACAUGAUUUAUUGUUUCUUUGUGUUAACUGUGUAAUUACACUGUUUUAUCCUUGUGAUUAUUUUUUCAAGAAUCUUAUGUCACAUAAUAUAACAUUUUUGUUAAAAAUACAGUACAACAUUUUAUUUGAGUUAUUGGCCAAAUUUUCCUAUUAUAUGAUAUAAAUAAUCAACAUAAUGUUCUGAAAAAA